AUGGAACGAGUUUAUUGCAAUAUUUGUUUUGAAAAAAUAAAAAACGAGCAGCCUGAUGCUAGUUUUGCUUCAACUACGAAGCUUAUUAGCAUUUAUAAGAAUACCAGUAGUACAGGAAAUAUGAAAAGUCAUUUGUUAGCAACUCACCAAGUAACAGAUUCACAACAAACAAAAACGACAAACCAACAUAUUCUUUCCAUGUUUUCUCGAGAUCGUUGCACCACAAAGUCAUCGCAAUUAAAACAACAAUUAGGACAUCAAUUGACAUUAAUGUGUUGUAGAGAUCUUCUACCAUUUCCCAUCGUUGAAAAUGAAGGUUUUCAAGAUUUUUUGCUUUCUAAUAAAGUUGUUAAUUUAAAAUCUGAAAUUCCAUCACGCACCACGUUAUCACCUGCUAAUCUCAAUAAAAUAUAUGAUGUUUGCUAUCAAAAAACAAAAGAAUUAUUAAAACCAGCAAUAAAAUUUCCUACAAUAACAUGUGAUAUAUGGUGCGACAAAUACAAGCAUCGUUCAUAUAUUUGUUUCACAAUACAUUUUCUUGAUUCAAAUUUCCAAUAUCACCAUUAUAGCAUGAAAACACAACCAUUUGACGAAUCACAUACUGGUGAAGCUAUAAAAGAUCUUUUUCUAACUGUUUUACAUGAAUUUGGUUUAACCUCGAAUAAUAUAAUUGUAGUCUCUGAUCAAGGUUCGAAUAUGCGCAAAGCAUGGAAAUUAUUGAAGGUGAUUCAUACAUUUUGUAUUGGACAUGGCAUUCAUAAUUGGCUGAUGACAGAUUGUAUUCCUGAAAUGAAUUUGGUACCAAAUUUAUUAGAUAAUGUUCAAAUGAUCAUUAAUAAACUUCGUUAUCGUCAACAUGAACUUGAACAUGAAUUCCUUCGAUCGAAUGAAAUGAUAAACAAUGAUUUAUUAUCAACAAUAAAUAAAGCUGGUGAACUUUUAGAUGCUGAUGCAGCUUCACCAUAUAUUAAUUUUGAAACCUUGGAUGAGAAUAUGAUAAAUAAUGAUUUUAGAAAAUCACCGUUAUCCAAUAAUUUACAAUUCAAUUCUAAACAAAUUCAAUGUUCAACAAAGUCGAAUUCUUUAAUGUCAACGAAUCAAACAGAUCCAGAGACAUUUCAUACAUUAAAAAAACGUGUUUUAACUCGUUGGAAUACGAUUUUAAUUAUGCUGCGUUCUUAUAUUGAUAACAUAUCUGGCAUUGAAGUUUUAUUACAACGAUUAAAGUAUUUUGAUUUAAUUUUAUCAGCUACUGAAAAUCAAAUUAUUUAUGAUUUAGUGGAGUUUCUUGGUUUACUAGAAGCAGCAACAACAAUUCUAUCUGCAUCAAAAUCUUAUACAACGAUGGAUUUAUACUUGUUAUUACGAAUGGAAAUCGAAUCCACGUUGAAUAUUACUGAAAUGGAAUCACCUGUUAUUCGUGAAUUGAAAAUUCUUCUAUUGGACAACCUGAACAAGAGAUUUCCGGUGGUUUCAUUACAUAUUUGCGCUUUUCUACUUGAUCCAGCGCAAUUGAAAAUCGAUAUUACUCGAUAUCUAGCACAAAAUCAAACAACAAAAGAAUUAACAUUAUUAGAUAUGAUGAAAAAGUUUCGAAUCCAUUAUGAUCCACAAGUAUCUACAACGACAACAGAAAAUACAUCAAUAUCUUCACAUUCAAGUGCACGUACAGCAACAUCAUCGUCGAAUAUGAAACGUAAUUUGUCGAUCGAGAAUUUGAACGAGCCUGUACACAGUUUGAAGAAACUUCGUAAGAAUUUGAUUCAAAAACAUACACCAAGUUCACUGCCUGUCGUUGAUCCUAUUGCUAAUGAGAUUGAAAAAUAUUUGAAGCUAGACGUCAGCUGUGAUGAUUUACUGGAGUUCUGGCGACUAUCAGGCGACACAUUUCCACAUUUAAAACGUCUUGCGCAAAUUAUUCUUGCAAUACCUGCUACAUCGACACCUAGCGAACGAGUUUUUUCGACAACUGGAUUGAUACUCAACGCUAAACGAACUAUGUUACUGCCAGAGAGUGUGGGCAAAAUACAAAUGAUCCAUGGUAACUAUAGCUGA
Messenger RNA from Rotaria socialis, 2055 nucleotides. NCBI's taxonomy places the organism in Eukaryota, Metazoa, Rotifera, Eurotatoria, Philodinida, Philodinidae. The record is from the annotation of a GenBank genome assembly.